GCUAAGAUCAAUGAUGGCUGAAUGACGAUUUGUAAAAUCUACUAUUGAAAAUAAUAAUUUUAAACACUAUUAGGCUACUUCACGUUUGGUUGUUCAAUGGUUCGAUGAAAAUUAUCAAAAGGAAAUCUUUUAUAUAAGAGUUUAUAAAAGAAGAAAAGCGAGAUGUAUAACGGUAUAGGUCUCGAGACAGCUAGAGGUAGUGGAACUAAUGGCUACGUCACACGAAAUCUCUCCUUCAUCAAAAAACAUAAAGACAGAGUGGAUUAUAAAUCGGAGGAAGAGGUGAAGAAAUUAGAGCAGUCGUUAGUAAAACAACCGAAUCUAGAAAUAUUACAGCAUGAGAGAAAGAGAAAGGUGGAGUUAAAAUGUAUGGAGAUGCAGGAAUUGAUGGAGGAACAAGGGUAUUCGAAAGAGGAAAUAGAGGGGAAGGUUUCGGUCUUCAGAAAAAUGUUGAUGGAAAAAGAAGGUGUGUCAGAUUCAGCUGUGGAAAAAGAUGAAUUUGGUCGUCCAAUAGCCAAGGAAACACAUCAAAUUGCUGAAGCAAAUGCAGAGAAGAAUGCCAAGUUACGAGAAGCCUUUGGAUUGGAUAAUUAUGUUGACGGCAGCGCAUUUGAUCCAAAUCGUAAAACGAAGGAAGAUGCUGCUCGGGCUGAAGCUAUGGCAGCCAAAAAAUAUCAAACUUUAGAAUCUGAUGAAGAAACCUCCCCUUCACAUCCACCUAAGAAAAAGAAAAAGCGCUCAAGCCGCAAACGUAAGGAGAGCAACUCGCGGACAGAAAGUAGUUCUCCGGAAAGAAAAGAAAGGAAAAAGAAAUCUAAAAAACACAAACAUGAUCGGUCUGAAUCUAAAAGGCACAAAAAAUCCAAGAAAAAGAUUAAACGAUUUGAGAAGAAAUCUAAGAAAGCCAAGAAGAAAGAUGAUUCAUCAAGUUCUGAUAGUGAUACAGAUUCAGAGGAUGAUAGUUCCUCGUCCGCUGAAUCUGGAGUUGAUGAAGCAGAAAUACAACCACAGCCGAGAGCUAGUCCUUCACCUAUAAAGUCUAGUAGAGGUCGUGAUAAAAAGAGAUCACCAUCAGCAAGAGAAUCAUCAGAUGAAUCACCCAGUCCAGCACCAAAACGCAGUAAUGGUCACGGUAGGGAAAAAGACAAAAGAAAAAAUGGCAGGGAUGUGAGCGAAUCCCCCAGAUCACCCCGACGAAGAAGUAAAUCCCGAAGUUAUUCCCUGGAACGGAGAUCAUCUGUCCACACAAAGACUGCUUCUCCUCACGAUAAAAAUAGACACACUCGAUCAAGGUCGAGAUCAGCAUCAAGAAAACGAUCAUCUUCAGUGCGUAGAAAUCACAGGUCAAGGUCAUCUCGAUCAAGGUCAUAUUCUAGGAGUAGAUCUAAUAUUAAAUCUAGACAUACAGCAUCACGAUCUAGAUCUCCAAGUAAACGGUACACACCAUCACGUAGCAGAAGUAGAAGUCAAAGUCGCAGUUCCAGACGCCGAUUAUCGCGAAGUCCGUCGAUACGUAGGCGGAAAGGUUCACCUAGCCAUUUAGAUAAACGACGUAUCACAAGAUCAAGAUCUCGAGACAGAAACACACGAAGAAGAUCUAGGUCCCGUUCACCGUACUCUCGGCAAGAGAGAUCAAGAUCCCCGUACUCUCGGACCAGACGGAGAUAAACAAAAGUUUAUUUUAAUUGAAAGACCACAACAUGUGCAAGAAAAAGACCAGUCCCAUAUAAUCGCCCCUCCCCACCAAGCUCUGACAGUAGUUAUCAUUCAUAUAGUCGUUCUCGGAGUAGAUCCAGAUCCGUACGCAGAUAUAGACGUCAACGGACUUGGAGUAACAGUAGUGUAGAUAGUUUAAGAUGAAACGAAGAAUUGAACAAUGAAAAACGAUGAUCUCUAUUUUAAUUUAUUUUUAAAUCAUGCCAAGGCAACACCAAUUCGAAAUUUUGUUUUUCAGGAACAAUCUAUUAAAUAUAUUACUGCCUGGGCCCUGUUUCACAAAAUUUUAACUGAAGAUAAAAUCAAAAUUUUAGUAGAUAACGUUACUUCAAUUUUGAUUGGCUAAGCACUAAAAUCAAUCUAAUAUUAUCCAAUCAAAUUACUAAAAUUUGGACUUUAUCUUAGUUAAAAUUUCGUGAAACAUGCCCAAAAAACCUAAUUUUAAAACUGUAAUAACUAACUUACUCUCCUAAGCGGUGAACACAUUAGCUGAAUCAUUUGGCCAAAUAAAUCGGUGACACACUAGGCGAAUGCUUCGCCUGAUUCACCACUCAAUUUUAUCACUUUUCACGUCACAUGAUUAAACAUGGCGUGGACCAUGUCUUCAAACAAUCAUGUGACUUCUCAAUAUGAGUGGACGAUGAGUGGUGAUUGUUUAAUGAAUUCUGCACUCAGGCAAAUGCUUCGGCGAAGCGAACACACUAGGCGAAUACAAUUCGGACGAUUAUAUCAAACAUAUUUGACAAUGGACACACUAGGCGAAUUUCGACACCGAUUGAUUCAGCCAAACGCUUCACAAAAGCUCUUAAAGAUUCAAAUUUGAAAAAGAACAUUGUUCAUUUAUCAGGAUCCUAAAGAACUAAAAAAAUUGAAUUGGUCUGGCCUUACAAUGUAAUAAGAAGCAAAUGCUCAAAAGGUUCAAAUGUUUUUAGUGAUUUUAUAGAACUUAAUUACUUUUGUGUGCUUUUUAACACGACAAACUAGUUUUAAUAGUAGACGAUCAAUUUAUUAAGUGCAAUAAGUAGUCAAAUUACGGAGUUAGAACUCGUAAAUAAACUAACUUUUUAUCAUUGCCCAAUCUGAUUAAAAUAUAGAUCUAUAUUUCAUUUCGUUUUUUUUAUACUUUCGGUGGCCUACACUACAUGAAGAUCUGACCAGUUGUAGUGAUAGGCCGUGUCAGAGGUCACACCAGCGGCUUUUGACCCUAUGACGUUAGACAUUUGAUUUACCAAUCAGCAUUGAUGUUACUAGUGGAUUACCCACAGUUCUGUGCAAAACACACCUAAAGCACGCCGUAACAGACCGUUUCAUUGCCUAAGCCUUCACACCAUUCAGAUCCUAGUGUAGUAAAGACAAGUAAAACAAAAUUUUGAACUAUAAAAAACAAAACGAAAUAGGAUCUGUGUUUUAACCAGAUUGUACAUUGCCAGUCUGGAAAUAACUUGUUUUAAUUGUUGGCAUCGGUUCCUGAUAUUCUCAGUGUCCGAUGCCUUAUUUACAGACUUGGCGCUACCUGUACCCAACGUUGAUACUCAUAUUUCAGAUUAUGCAGAUUUGAUAUUUGAAACGUUUUAUAGUAUUGUUUUAAUAAUUUUUUAAAAUGUAUCGUAUAUUGUCAUUAUUAUGGCAGAAAAGUUUCUGUACAAGUAGAUUUAUACAGUUGAAAAGUCUCAACCAUAUCGUUCAAUAAGUGUGAAUGUUUUAAUUCGGACGUUACUACCACGUUUUUUGAAAUCUCACAAAUGUAAUAUGGCUACGCAUGAUGUUGAAUUUUAUUUAAAUCUAAAGUAAUAUGGUUGAGUAUUCCCUAGAAAAUUUUGAAAUUAGAGUCCUGGUGGCACUGUAGCUCGGGUAUCAUUUAAUCUUGUGUAUCGAGCACUGAUUUCUUUCACAUUCGUUUAAUAUCCAAUCUUUGUUUAAAAGUUCGUAAAAAUCGUUUAAAAUUAUCUAAUUUGUGCCUAUGUCCAGUUUAAAGCUGACCAUUCAAUUUUGAUAAUGAUUGUCUAAGGUAAGACGCUGGCUGGCUAGCCUUCAGGUCAGGUCGGGCCUGGUUACCAUGUCAGUGAUGCAGGACGGAGGGCCUGACAAAGACAGCUGUCUAGUCAUUCGGAUUGGACGAAAAACUGAGGUCCCGUGUACACAUUGGUGUGCACGUAAAAGAUCCCUUGACAAUUGGAAUUCGAUAUAAGAGUAGGCCAUAGUGCCGCUGUCCGGGCAAAAUUUCCCUCAUAGCAUACUGUAUGGCGUCUGCCCGUCUUCAUUAGCCCAGUUCCGAGCAGAACAGUAGGACAUUAAACCCCAUUUCAUUUCAUUUCAUACAAGCGUUUAAUUUAAAUGAUACCCAGGUUACAGUGUAGGUUCCUUCACUAAUCAAAUAUUUCGACUGAAUCUAUUAAGUUACUAUAAAUCAGAUUUUGGAGGAAACAAAUUGUUAUGUAAAAAAAACAAAAUGGAAAAUUUAUGUGUUGGUGAUUUGAAAAAACACCCCAAAAACCCCAUCAAUACCAGUAGUUCGUUUACAAAUAAAUCUACACCCUACACUGCUGUAUCAAGCUUUUUUUUUGUUCAUAAAAAAGAAUAUUCAAGAAUUGUAAGAUAGGUGAAAGGAAUAUAGAAAGGACCUUAAUUUGAAUUCUGGAAAUCAAACCUGAAAAUACAUGUAAAGAUUUUAGUUAUAACUGGACCAGACAAAAUGUCAGGCACCAUUGUAGAAAUAUUGGACGUUAUAAUGGACAUUUUUAACUUUGGACUGGACAUGUUAGUUGUACCGGAUGUUUUUAACUUUGGACUGGACAUGUUAGUUAUACCAGACAUUUUUAACUUUGGACUGGACAUGUUAGUUGUACCGGACAUUUUUAACUUUGGACUGGACAUGUUAGUUGUACCGGACAUUUUUAAUAAUAUUAGAAUAAUAUUAAAGAUGCAUUAUGUAAAUUUAAAUCAAGAGCUGACCAUUCUUGCUAUGAUUGAUAGUUCAAAAAUAGAUAAUGUAAAAUGAAUAUAUUGAAAAUUUCAGUCAAAUUACUUUAUUCUGAGCAAAGUGAUGACUGUUAGAAGAUGUAGCGUAGAUGUUUUAGUAUCGUAGCAACAGUACUUGACAAACAAGGCUAAGUCUUGAUUAUUCAUUUUAUUGUUAAAUUUUUAAAUCUUGUGGAUGUUUUAAUCCAUAAUGCAUCUUUAAUAAAUGACAGGAACUGUGUCUGACAAAACCAAAAUUAGUGCCUGACAUUGUCUGUGAAAGGUACCAUAUUUUCAGGCUUGCUGAAACUGAAAAAGCGCUCUGCAAUAGAACAAUGAAAAUAUAAGGUUAUGUACAGGUCACAAUUUUAUCAUUGUUUGAAAAAUACUAGAGAAGCCUAGUAGAAAUAUCUCUCAGUAAUAAGUAGUGUAUUUCAUAAAAUUGUGAUCUGUAUAUUCCAGUUCAAUUACUAAAUGCCAUCGAAAUGAAUUUGAAUAUAUGGUUGAAGAUAAGAAUUUGUUGUGAUUUUAUGGAUCCUUGUAUAAAUUAACUUAUUUAAAGGGAGUAAUGUGCGGGGAUGGUGUGGAGAGAACGUACAGCGAAGGUACGCUAAUAGACUAUAUUUAGAUUAACUACAGGGGUCGUAUUCAGGAAUGCUUCAACAGAAAUAAUUUCAUCAUUCAACAUUUUCAUUGCCUGAGAAUUAACACGCUAGGUUAAAAUUCUGAUUUUAGCCAAUUAAAAGCCAGCUUUCUCAAAAUAUUUUAGUUUAAAACUUUGUGAAUAACGCCCCCAGUCCAUAUUUUCUUUUAUUCUGAUUUAGGGGGUUUCGAUGACCAGGUGGUUAGCGGGUGAGUUUUGUUUCAUAAGGUCUGUCAUGGAGUCAAGUGGCGUGGUUUCGAUUCACCGGGACAAGGAGUAUGGUCGCCUUCCAACCUCGUGGGUUUUCUCUGGGUCCUGCUGUUUCCUCCCACAGCUAAAGACCCCAAGGCGCAAGCAAAUUAUUGAAAUGAAAUUGAACCAUGUUAGUCCAGAAAUGACCUAGUUGGUUUUGAUUGGACGUUAAACCCCAUUUCUCUCAAGAAUUAGGCUUGAUUGUACAAUUUGUGAGGAAUGAUUAUGCAAUUUGUGAAAUUCUCGCUGAAUCGUCAAUUCUCCCAAUUUCAAAUCUGUCGUAGGAUUUGACGUCAAGAAUUAGGCUUUGACAUCCAGUCAUCAUGAGGUUUGAUUAUGCAAUUUGUGAAUUUCUUGUGCAAUCUUCAUUUCCCCUCUGUCAAAGAUUACGCUUUAUUUUGACUACAGUAUUCGAGGGAAAUAUCAUGACUGACUUCUUAACAUGAUGGACCUCUCGGUGCUUUUUGUGCUAAUAUCAACUCAAAUUUUACGCAUGGCGUACAUCGGGAGCAAACAUUGAUACUCGCAUGAACAAAUUAGGCCGUCGUCGAAACUCGCUAUUGGAAUGAAAAUAUUUUUUUGAGAAUAAAAGAUUUAAAUGGACGUAGAAUUAAUCUUUUUAUAGAUAAUGAUUAUAAUAAUCUGGUCUUUCAUGUUUAUAAAUUAUGUUAUAAUUAACAUUAUUAUUUAUUUAUAAAUUAUUGCACAUGUUGUGGCUUUAUGUAUAUAUUAUGUCAUGUGUGUAUAAAUAUCAUUGUCUAUAUAUCAUGAUUUUAAAUCAAGACUCAUGUAAAAUGAAUAAAUGAAACAAAAUAUUA
Messenger RNA from Patella vulgata (common limpet), 6387 nucleotides. RefSeq names its product serine/arginine repetitive matrix protein 2. The record is from RefSeq and is a predicted model, not a curated record. The coding region runs from base 163 to 1668 and encodes 501 amino acids. Gene Ontology annotation, molecular function: mRNA binding. The transcript is spliced from 14 exons. NCBI's taxonomy places the organism in Eukaryota, Metazoa, Mollusca, Gastropoda, Patellidae.